CCGUCUCAAAAGUUUUGCUGACGACACCGAAUUCUAGCACAAAAUCCGCCGCCGGCCACGCCACAGGCCUCUGAUCAUGUGCAAAUUCUGUAUGAGUAUUUUCUAAAGCGCUACGAUUCCAUAGACCCUAAUUUUUGCCCUGCCAAUGUUCGCCUCAGCGAGAUCUCGCCCUCUGCGUCUCCCGGCUCCACCCUGCUAUGAUGCCCGAGACCGCGUCGCCCAAGGUCCAGCCGGCCAUGGCGGACCCGGAUUCCUCGAGCGACGAGCUGUCUCCGCCACCCGACGACGCGUCUAUUGAGGAGCUCAAGAUUGGCGAUGGUGGCUUCGCGCCCCUCACUGAAGAACACGCCGACGAUGACGCGACGCCGCAUACAAAUGGACACGUGCCGGCAGAGCUCAACGGUCAUCACGAUAGCUCCGACGACGACAGCGAACGACCUACGAAGCGGCGCAAGACCCGAGACUCGACACCUCCCCCGACGGCGCGGAAGCCAAAGAUCGAGUCGCCUCCCUGGAAAAAGAUCGAGGCCGAGGGACCGACGUCGUACACUGAAAACGGCCGGCGCAAGUCCGGUCGAAUCAACACAUUACCACUCGACCUACACCCCCCCGGGAAGAAACGGCUGACGAGGCAGUCUCUUGGAGGCAGGCCUUCUGGCACGCCAAAGAAAGACACCACGUCGGCGUCGACCAAGGGGUCCAGGUCGGUGCCGAGCAAGGACAAGGCGGCGAAGAAGGUGGUAUCCACACCAAAGUCUGCCUCCAAGAAGCCUGUCGCCGAACCCAGGCUCUCGAAUCGAUCGCGGCGGCGCACCCCUUCCCCGCGACCUCAGCCAACGCGGCACUCGACCCGUCCGCGACGAGCCUCACGCCUUGCGGCCGAUUCCGAUACAAGCCCUAUCAACGAUUCCAAGUUUGGCUACUACGAUGCCAGCGGUCGAUCGCCCCGGUCUAGAUGGCGCAUCGUGCCAGGUGCCAUUCCUCUGGUUCAUCCUGAUCAGGUGCGGAAGAGACCUAAGAUUGGUACAAGCUUCGAGGACUUUUGGGCGCGCGCAGGCGACAUCCCCGUCGAGGAGGGCGGUCUGCAGGCAUCUGAAGAUGGACCGCCCUACACUGAUGAUGUUGCAUUCAAAGAGGCGCAAACGAUACUGCGCAUCGAACACGAGGUCGAACCUGGCGGCUUGCUCUCCAGAGAAAGAUGCUCCCUAUUUGCACCUGAGGGUGAAGAGGAGCCACCACGGCAGUGGGCGCGUCGGGAUCAUAUGGUCAAAGCCAUGUCCAACUUCCGCAAGCUGCUCCUCGCAGAGCAGCAACGCCACCGCGCGACCGCCAAGAAGCUCGCUGAGGCUUGCCGCGAUGAGUGGUGGCGACGGCAGCCCAAGUCUGCCGAGCAAGUCGAGGCAGAAGAACGCGACAAGUGGAUACUGCGGUACAGAGUAGUCAUCAGGGCGCUCAUUGGGACAUGGGAAAAUGUCAAGGCCCAGGUGAACCAAAGGCGCCUCGAAGAAUGGGAGGCUGAGGAGCAGCGACGGGUCAAAGCGGCCCUCAACGAGGCUGUCAGCUUAUCCGAACAGAAACUCCAGGCGCGGCGUGAGUUGGACUCUGGAAUGCCGUCCGAUGAAGACGGCUUCGAUGAUCUCAGCGAUGACAUGAGCGGCAGCGGUAGCGAUGGUGACGACGACCUCCUUUCGGACGAAGACGGCCAAGAUGACGACGAUAGCGACAACAUGUCCACCUCGGAUGACGACGAAGGAGAUGAGUCCAAGGACGUGGCGGACGAGGGCCUGACCCAGGAACAACUGCGAGCCAAAUACGCGCACAUCCCCGAGCUAGGGCCACAUUCGCCCAGCCAUGAUGACACCACCAGCGCGGAUCCCGCCACCGCCGAAACGGACGCUGAUGCUGCGCAAGAAACCAGCGACGAGUCGGUGGACAUGGACGACGACCUGGGUUCCAGCGAUAUGGGAAGCGACGACGACGACGAUGAAUCAGAAGGUGGCGACGAAUCGGCAGAUGAGUCUGAAGGAGAGGCUGGAGGCUUGCUUGGCCUAUUUUUCGGCAAGUCCGAGUUGAAACAAAUCCAGGACCAGGCUCCAGAAGACACCACGGCGAAUGGGGAUGACAUCAAACUCGACGAUACCCAUGUUCAAGGGCCGGACGGCACCGAUAAGGCCUGUCCUAUCACAAAUGACGCUGUCGACGACGACGACGCCAUGUCGUUGGUCCGCUUGCCAGAGUCAGUGAAUGGGGAUGGUCUUGAGGAUGAACAAGCCAAUGGACCACAAGACGAAGACGCGAUGACUGACAAAGUAGACGUUUCGGCCAAAGCGGAUGAACCGAUCACCACGCAGAUCAGGGAUGAUGAAGAUGACAAGGCACACAUCCCGGACCAACAGACUAAUGGCGACGCACAGCGGAACACCUCUCCCGCCGAUGAUGUAGCCAUGGCGGACGCCGACCAGGCAGGCGAUCCUGGUGAGCACACUGCGGUGGCUGAGAAGCCCGCUAGCCCUGAGACUGAGCCGGUUACGAACCCAGCCAGCCAAGACCCAAGUCAGUCACCAGCGACAUCAGAAACGAAGCCUUCCGACGUUGAUGGUGCCUCGACAGUGGAUCUUGCUGUGGCCAAGGUGGGAAAGAGUCGGUCUCCUUCGCAGCCGGCACCCGAGAGCCACAAAAUGGAGGUUCCGUUUCUCCUUCGCGGCACCCUGCGCGAAUACCAGCGAGAUGGUCUCGACUGGCUGGCCGGUCUGUACGCCAACAACACCAACGGUAUCCUCGCAGACGAAAUGGGAUUGGGCAAGACUAUCCAAACCAUCGCUCUGCUUGCCCACCUCGCUUGCUCCCACGAGGUUUGGGGUCCUCACCUCGUUGUCGUACCCACCAGUGUGAUGCUCAACUGGGAGAUGGAGUUCAAAAAGUGGUGCCCGGGCUUCAAGAUUCUCGCAUACUAUGGCUCACAAGAGGAGCGCAAGAGGAAGCGCCAGGGCUGGAACAACGACGACGUCUGGAACGUGUGCAUCACGUCGUAUCAGCUGGUGCUCCAGGAUCACCAAGUGUUCAAGCGGCGACGCUGGCAUUACAUGAUUCUCGACGAAGCGCACAACAUCAAAAACUUCAAGUCCCAGCGGUGGCGCACACUCCUGGGGUUCAACACGCAAGCACGGCUACUUCUUACUGGCACGCCGUUGCAAAACAAUCUCACCGAGCUCUGGUCGCUGCUGUUCUUUUUGAUGCCGUCUGAGAAUGGCGUCGGCGGCUUUGCAGAUCUCCAGGAAUUCCAGGACUGGUUCCACAAGCCAGAGUCCCAAAUUCUGGAGAGUGGCAGAGAGCAGAUGGACGAAGAGGCCAAAGCCAUCAUCUCCAAACUGCACAAAGUUCUGCGCCCUUACCUGCUCCGGCGCCUCAAGGCCGAUGUGGAGAAGCAAAUGCCUGGCAAGUACGAGCACGUCGAGUUUUGCCGCCUAUCGAAACGCCAGCGAGAGCUCUAUGACGGCUUCCUAUCCCGAGCCGACACCAAGCAAACGCUGGCAUCGGGGAAUUACAUGUCCAUCAUCAACUGCCUCAUGCAACUACGCAAGGUCUGCAACCACCCAGACCUUUUCACUGACCGGCCCAUCAUGACCUCGUUCCGCAUGGCACGGUCCGUUCCCUGCGACUACGAAUUUACAGAACGCAUAGUGCGGCACUCGCUGCUAGCAACGCCGCCCAUGGCAAAGGUCAAUCUCAGCUUCCUCAACCUCAUCCCAACCGAGCACGAGCAGCUCUCGAAUGCGAGAGCGGAGAGAAUCGCACAAUUAAGCUCGCACCGGACGCUCAUGGACCUUAGGGAGGCGCAACGGAGCCGCGCCCAGAGCUCGUGCAUGACACUCGACCCGUCAACGGUAGAAUCCACCAUUGCUUACCUUGAAGGUGCGUCUCGAUGGGGACGCUUUGAAGAGCUCCAACAUUGUGUCUAUCUCAACGCCCUCCGCCGUCAGCAGCGACCGAUCUACGGCGAGAGUUUGGUCAAUCUCGUCAGCGUAGAGGCACACCGGCGCCCCUGUCGACCUCGUCCGAGGGUGCCUCGGAAGAUCAUGGCCUGGUUUGAAGACGACUCCACAUUUAUUCGCAACCUGAUUCCCAGCCUCGACCAGCGAGCCGACAGCUUCAAGACGACAAUUGAGAAAUUUUCAUGCGUAACGCCAGCGGUCGUGACGCGCGACCUGGAACGACCCAUGCUUGGUCGUAUGGGCGUGCAAGCCUUCACUGAUGCCGACUUGAAGCUGUCAGCGCCUGUCCGCUGGGCCCCCUUUAUGCCGAAAGCGGCGCCUCCGGACCCCUGGCAUGAGGCUCGCAUGCGUCUCAGCAUACAGUUUCCAGACAAACGACUGCUGCAAUACGACUGUGGCAAGCUUCAAGUGCUCGACAAACUUCUCCGUAGGCUCCAAGCAGGCGGCCAUCGGGCGCUGAUAUUUACACAGAUGACCAAGGUCCUCGACAUCUUGGAGCAGUUUCUCAACAUACACGGCCACAAGUACCUACGCCUUGACGGCGCGACCAAGGUGGAGCAGCGCCAAAUCUUGACGGACCGAUUCAACAACGACCCUCGCAUCCUCUGUUUCAUUCUGUCAACCAGAUCUGGUGGGCUGGGCAUCAACCUGACGGGAGCGGACACGGUCAUAUUUUACGACCAGGACUGGAAUCCAGCCAUGGACAAGCAGUGCCAGGACCGUUGCCACCGAAUCGGACAAACACGCGACGUGCACAUUUAUCGUCUCGUCAGCGAACACACGAUUGAGGCCAACAUCUUGCGCAAGGCCUCGCAGAAGCAGAUGCUGGAUGAUGUCGUCAUCCAGGAGGGCGAGUUCACGACUGACUACUUCAAUCGCGUGUCCGUCCGGGACGUUUUGGGUGAGAAAAUUGACUUUACGAGCGAGGGCGUGGCCGCUGCAGAUGCUGCUCUCGACCGCGUCCUGGGCGGACCGUCGGAGAGCAAAGACCAGCGCACCGUAGGCCGUGUACUCGAGCAAGCCGAGGACAGGGAAGAUGUCGCCGCGGCGAGGAUCGCGGAGCGUGAAAUACAGGCAGACGAUGCCGACUUUACAGAGAAGCCCAGCGGCCCCGCUUCGGGGGCAUCGACGACACGACAAGGUACGCCCGCCAAGUCGGUGCUGGACGGCAGCGUCCUAGACGGCGUCGACUCGGUGCAGCUGGACGAAGAUGUGGAGUACAAUGCUUGGGGAGACAGAGUUGGCAACAUUGACGAUUACAUGCUUGGCGUCAUGGCGGCAGAGCUCGAGGGUACGAAGCUGGAGCUGCCCAAGGACAAAAAGAAGAGCAAGAAAAAGAAGGGAAAAGACACAAGGAAGCGAUGAGACCGGGACACGGUGUUUUUUAUGGGGUGGGGGGCUUCUGGCCUAGAAGGGUACCGACCUUGUGGCAUUAAGGAUGGACUGUUGGAAUAGUGUAUUAUAGUACAAAGCAUGGCAAGGGCAUGAGGUCUUAUACGGGGGCCGUCUACAUUGUAUCGACGGCUGGAGUUUAUGGGUGGGCGGGCCAUAUUAGCAAGCAUGCAAAACCGGCGCAGGGCAGAUGACGUGGGCGACCAGGAGGCCGCUGCCAGGAGGAUUCGGAUCGGUGGGUUUGAACUUUUGGCGUGUACAAAUUACGUUGCAAUGCGACAGGGAAAGGUAUAUCCUUCAAGCAAGAUUUUUUCCGUAGCUG
This is a messenger RNA of Purpureocillium takamizusanense, 5706 nucleotides long. RefSeq names its product DNA helicase (gene SWR1). The record is from RefSeq and is a predicted model, not a curated record. The transcript has a single exon. Gene Ontology annotation, molecular function: ATP binding; ATP-dependent chromatin remodeler activity; histone binding. Lineage: Eukaryota; Fungi; Ascomycota; Sordariomycetes; Hypocreales; Ophiocordycipitaceae. Gene Ontology annotation, cellular component: Swr1 complex. Bases 198 to 5357 code for a protein of 1719 amino acids.